Molecule: messenger RNA, 1359 nt
Organism: Macrobrachium nipponense
Lineage: Eukaryota; Metazoa; Arthropoda; Malacostraca; Decapoda; Palaemonidae
Exons: 1
Coding region: 1-1359 (452 amino acids)
Biological process (GO): chromatin remodeling
Cellular component (GO): nucleus
Source: RefSeq, a predicted model, not a curated record
AUGACACUCAGACUAAAUCUUGAGGGAAAUAAACAUGCCACAGUGAUCAGUGCUUACGCUCCAACCCUACUUGCAGAGGAUCAAACAAAAGAAUUAUUUUAUGCCGCUUUAGACACGGUUCUCACAGCUAUCCCAAAUGAAGACAAAGUAAUCCUUUUAGGUAACUUUAAUGCCAGAGUAGGACGAGACAGUGACAUCUGGAGAGGUACCAUUGGAAAAGAGGGUGUUGGCAAAAUUAAUGCAAAAGGAACACUCCUACUCUCGAAGUGUAUAGAACAUGAUCUGGUAGUAACUAAUACUCUUUUUAGGCAGAAAAAUAAACUUAAAACCACCUGGCAACAUCCAAGAUCUAAACAUUGGCAUCUCUUAGAUUACAUUAUAGUAAGAUCUCAUGAUCGAAAGGAUGUAUUACUUACAAGAUCAGUGACAGGAUCCGAAGACUGCUGGACUGACCACCGCCCGGUAUACUCUUGUAUUAGGAUGAAGAUAUUAACUAAAAAGAGAAACGCGCGUGCACUAAAGCGACUGAAGUUUAACGUUGAUUCAUUUAAGAACGACUCGAAUAAGCUUGAACUUCAGCGGUGUCUCACUAAUAAACUAGAACAGGAAUAUCCACCCAAUAUUGUUGAUCACUGGAGUAAAUUUAAGGAUUCCAUAAUCAUCGCAUGUAAAGAAUCAGUUGGUCUGAAGAAAUACGAACAUCAAGAUUGGUUUGAUCAGAAUGAUGCAGCUAUUCAAGAGCUUAUUCAAAAGGCCAGAAAAUAUCUGUUUGAACAUCUGAAUGAUGCAAAGUCUAAAACAAAGAAGAAAAUACACCGCACAGCAAAAGCUCAGAUACAAAAUGCCACAAGGGAAAUGAAAAAUAAGUGGUUGACAGACAAAGCAAAUGAGCUCCAUUCCUUCUUUGACAGAAAUGACAUGAGAAGCCUUUUCAGUGGAAUGAAAACUAUAUUUUGGCCAAGUUCCCAAGGGCUAGCACCCUUACGUAGUCAAGAGGGCACUCGACUCCUUAAAAACUAUAAUGAAAUCCUGUGUCAUUGGAAAGAACAUUUUGAAGAACUACUUAAUAGAGACCCUGUGAUAGACGAGGAUGUACUACAACAACUCCCUCGUCUCCCACUGGAUAUGAAACUUGCAGUGGUACCAACUCUAGAGGAAGUGGAGUUGGCUAUCUUCUCUAUGAAGAACAACAAAGCUGCGGGACCCGACAACAUUCCUGCCGAAAUAUAUAAAUAUGGAGGACCAACCUUACAUCGUCAAAUUCACCAACUAAUUGAAAAAAUAUGGAUGCAUGAGGAAAUUCCAAAUGACCUCAUAGAUGGAAUUAUCAACACAAUGUAUAAGAAAAAAGGGGACUGA